CUGCUGAAUCCCACCUCUGCCCUUGACCCUGGUUGUCCCCCCACCAAGCCCUCUUGGUUUAAUGAUGACUUAUAUUCUCCGAUGAACCAGGUUCACAGCCGAGAGUCAUCAAUCACAUUCUCCAAUUAGAGAUUUGCAGAGGCAGAAAUCCCGCUCGCUUAGUUAUCAUCUUUGCAAGAUAUGGAUGGGAUGCACUUUGGGUUCCAAACUGCCGCGCUGACCCCCCCCCCUCAAAUUUCUUUCCUCCCCCUUCCGUUCAUGGCAACUCUAAAACAGGCAUAGAAAUGAUUGAUGAGUUGACACCUGGCUGGAAACGCGCUUCCUGUUUUUCAGGGACAAAACCCCGGGGGUCGAAAGAAGACUCUUACGCCAGACCACGAUUGGGGGCUUCCCGGGACCCCGAAGCCUACGAUGCCGAGAUCGCCUGGAAGUUACAGGAGGAGGAGCUGCUGGCCAGCCAGGUGGACAGGAGGGCGGCACAAGUGGCUCAAGAUGAGGAAAUCGCUCGCCUUCUGAUGGCGGAGGAGAAGAAAGCGUACAAAAAGGCGAAGGGACGGGAGAAGAAGAGGCUGGAUCCAGACUGGAAGGUGGGCAGCGAUUCCUUUGGGGAACGGAUCGGCUUCUUCU
Molecule: messenger RNA, 627 nt
Organism: Notechis scutatus (mainland tiger snake)
Lineage: Eukaryota; Metazoa; Chordata; Lepidosauria; Squamata; Elapidae
Source: RefSeq, a predicted model, not a curated record